This is a messenger RNA of Physcomitrium patens, 2223 nucleotides long. RefSeq names its product histone deacetylase 15. The record is from RefSeq and is a predicted model, not a curated record. Gene Ontology annotation, cellular component: histone deacetylase complex; cytoplasm. Lineage: Eukaryota; Viridiplantae; Streptophyta; Bryopsida; Funariales; Funariaceae. Gene Ontology annotation, biological process: epigenetic regulation of gene expression. Gene Ontology annotation, molecular function: histone deacetylase activity.
AGCUCUCGCGGUCUCAUUGAAACGCAUCGGAAGGGUCGUGGAAAGUUACUAGCCCCUGGCAGUCCAAUAAAACCCUAAGUGUGUUCGAAACGCUCGCCGACGCAGUCAAAAUCAGCGCACAAAUCGUCUGGGAUUGCUUCAACAUGUCGUGACGUAGCGAAUUGAAAGAGGAUUUCGUGGUUGCAGGCUUCUUCUGGAGAGCAAUCAUCUGACAGUAGCAGACCGGCUGUUCAGGUGAAUCGAAAGUUUCCUCGUCGUCGAGCUCAGUUUCUUCUCUGUGCGUGACCAUCGAAUGAAGUUUUCGUGAAGGCACAGUAAUGGAUGCAAACAGCCCUGCAGAGGGCAAGCUGGAUUGCAGUUCAUGUGAUGAUGCUGUCAAGAAUUUCGUGAUUCAGGAAGAGGGGGAAGACAUAGAGAAUGACGUACAUCCGUUUACUGCAUUUCUUGUAUCGCAUGAUAUUGAAGACGAAGACGAAGACGAAGUCGAGUCAGAAGAUGAAGAGUGGCAGCCCCAUGUGCGUUGGAUUUGCAUAAACUGCACAAUGCCGAAUCCAGAAGAUGAGGACCAUUGCUGGAAGUGUAACGAACAAUGUGAUUCGAACAUUUUGGAGCAAAAGUUAGCGUCUGUGCCAUCCGAAUUAACAGGCGUUGAUGGGUUUGCGAAAUCUACAGCAGCGGAGGAGCUUAGUUUUGCAGAGAGGAUUUCGAAGAACUUGACAUUUUCAGGAACAUUCGUGUCUGGAAAUGAAAAGAAAACCGUUAUUGGUUUCGACGAAAGAAUGUUAUUACAUGAGGAAACUGGAAAAUCACACCCUGAGCGCCCAAAUCGACUACGAGCUAUCAUGGAAGGCCUUCAAGCUUCUGGAUUGCUCUCCGAAAGAUGUUUUACAAUACCUUCCAGAGAAGCUACUGAAGCAGAAUUGGAAGUUGUCCAUACUGCCAAUCAUAUAAGUGCAGUGCAAGCUACAGAAAGACGAGGCUUAAGUUACUUCACUUCUGACACAUAUGCUAACGAACACUCUGCAUUAGCGGCAAGACUAGCAGCUGGAAUUUGUGCAGAUCUGGCAUCAGCUAUCAUGACUGGAACGGCCUGCAAUGGUUUUGCAGUGGUUAGGCCACCUGGACAUCAUGCUGAACAAGACCAAGUCAUGGGAUUUUGCUUGCAUAACAAUGUAUGCGUCGCUGCUCGAGCUGCGCAGGCUUCCGGGGCGAAGAAGGUUCUUGUUGUUGAUUGGGAUGUUCACCAUGGGAAUGGGACCCAAAAGAUUUUUGAACAAGAUCCAACAAUACUGUAUAUCUCCCUUCAUCGACAUGAAGCUGGUGCGUUCUAUCCUGGAACUGGUUGGGCACAUCACGUGGGGAGUGGCCCUGGUGAAGGGUUUAGUGUCAACAUACCAUGGAGCUGUGGCGGAAUUGGGGACGAAGAUUACCUGUCAGCAUUUCAGCACAUAGUCAUGCCAAUUGCUCGUCAAUUUGAGCCAGAUAUAACAAUUGUUUCAGCUGGCUUUGAUGCCGCUAGCGGAGAUCCUCUGGGAGGUUGUGAUGUAACUCCUGAGGGCUAUGCACAAAUGACUUCCCUCUUGAGCUUUCUUGCAGCUGGCCGGAUCCUUGUUGUCCUGGAAGGAGGUUAUAAUCUGCGCUCUAUUUCUGCCUCAGCAGCUGCUGUUAUGAAGGUUCUUCGAGGUUCAAACCCUGGUCCAUUGCCAGACAAUCUCCAGCCAACUCCUGCGGGCGUAGGAGCCAUGCUGGAUGUGUUCACGAUUCAGAGACGAUACUGGUCAAAUCUACAUGAUGCGACAUUCUUAAAAUUGGAAACUCUUCUAGACACUUGGUCCAAAGCUGGUGAAGGGAAAGGCAUUAAACGGCGAUACAUUGACAAUCCAGUUUGGUGGAAAUGGGAUCGCAAAAGGUUUUGCGCAGAUGUACCAUAAAGAGGCAAAAAAUUGCCUCACAAGGGCGCUACUAUUUAGAUCUUAAGAGCAGAGUGCAAAAGCAAAUCCAAUCUAGCUGAGUCUACUGAUUAAUAUCGAAGAACUAGUCUCUGAAAUAGUUACUCAGCCUGUAUAUUAAGUCUUUAUUGAACUGCAUUUACUUGAUAACAUUGAUUAUUUUAAUCCUGUGUAAACUUGUUCCAAGUCGGUGCCCGAAGAUUGUGGCCUAUACAAUGGACUGCUUUGGCUGAUGCCGUGUGAAAUGGAAUUACCACACUAGGUUCUUAUCCAG